AUGUUCAAGAGUGUAUCAAGUCCGCCAAAGAUUCAAGAAGAAUAUCCCAAGCAGCGAUCAGCCGUGACGACUCCUGGCACUGUGUCACCCGACCCGGAUCUACCGUCGACGUGGAAGUUGACCCUCAGCUCCUCAUCCUCACUGAAAGUGGCGAUAGAAGAAGCAGCGCGGGCAAUGGAGAAAAAGGAGAUCAAGGACACUAACACCUCCGAUGUUCCUAUACAGGUUUUGAUGGAGAAGAAGCAAACCGACACACUUAUUGUAGAACCGAAACUCAAGGAGCUUCCGCCUCGGCCCGUCCAGAAGGAGAAUACCCCACCGCCACACCAAUCACAUAAAAAGUCGGAAGAAACUCCUACGGAAAGCAACUACUCGAUUCGUACAGAGAAUGACGACAAAGACAUCGAUAACAGGGAUGUACUGCGGGGUUUGAACAUUGCAAUCUCUGCAGCCUGUGACGAAGAAGUGGACGCUUGGAUCAGGGAGAAAACGGGAGUUCGAAUUCGACGCUUUUUGGCAGACUUGCGCGCUUUCGAGUCGCUCGCCGAGGACGACACACCGGACCCUAUGCAUGAACGCGCGAGAAUCAGGAGAGCAGGUUCAAGGAAGCUGAAGGCGCAGAUUCGGCAGUCAAGGGCAGCCAGAGAGGCGAGACAGCUUUGA
Colletotrichum karsti is the source of this 663-nucleotide messenger RNA. RefSeq lists its product as uncharacterized. The transcript has a single exon. Bases 1 to 663 code for a protein of 220 amino acids. The record is from RefSeq and is a predicted model, not a curated record. NCBI's taxonomy places the organism in Eukaryota, Fungi, Ascomycota, Sordariomycetes, Glomerellales, Glomerellaceae.